Molecule: messenger RNA, 739 nt
Organism: Acanthoscelides obtectus
Lineage: Eukaryota; Metazoa; Arthropoda; Insecta; Coleoptera; Chrysomelidae
Source: the annotation of a GenBank genome assembly
UGGAGUGCUUAUCAAAAAGUGUGCAAUAGAAAUGGCGAAACAAUUCAAUGAAUUAAAAGUUGCCGAAAAAUUUGAAACAGUCUCAGUAUCGCAUCAAACAAUUGCGAGACGGGUGGACCAUAUCAAUGAACAUGUAUCUAAAAAAUUGCGUGACGUGGUUGAAAAAUGUAAAUAUUUUUCGCUAUGCCUGGAUGAGAGCACUGAUCUGUCUGACAUUAGCCAGCUUGUAAUUUUUAUCCGAACUAUUCAAGACGACUUCAGUGUAGCAGAGGAGAUGCUUGUCCUUAUUCCUCUCCAUGGUACAACCAAGGGUACAGAUAUUUUUGAAGCUGUGAAUAAGUUGGUGUCAGACUACGGGGGAUUUGAUAAAUGUUCCUGUAUUGUCACUGAUGGCGCCAGAGCUAUGACAGGGACUGAAAUUGGAUUUGCAGGACUAUUGAAACAAAACAGCAUCAACUGUCCUAUGAUACAUUGUAUUGUUCACCUAGAGAGCUUAUGUGGAAAAUCCUUACGUCAAAUAAAUGUCAUGAAAGUAGCUGUUAAAAUAACUAAUAUUGUUAGAGGGGGCAAUCGUGCUUUGACUCACAGAAAGUUUCGUGAUUUUUUGGCCUAAGUGGACAUAUGGGGACUUGUUACUUCACACCGAUGUUCGUUGGUUAAGCGCCGGAAAGUAUUUGCAACGAUUUUUCGAUCUACGCAAGGAAAUUCCUAUUUUCCUUAAAAAUGAAGUGAAGUCCGA